AUGUCGAGCAAGGUCGGAAGAACUUUGGCCAAGGGCCUUGGUAUCGACGUCGAUGCCCGGUACCGCAACGAGCCUACCGAGGCCGUCCAAUCCGCCGCCGCCUCGUUCCGCUCCGUCGAGCAGUAUGAGGAGAGGGAACCUACCGUCGCCGAGUUCCUGUACGAGCACCGGCCCACGGUUCACGGCGCUGUGAACUACAUCAAGAGCCUGUUCCCCUUUUGGUCGUGGAUCUUCCACUACAAUGCUACCUGGCUUCUGGGAGACAUCAUUGCUGGUGUCACUGUCGGUUUCGUCGUCAUCCCCCAAGGCAUGGCCUACGCCCUCCUCGCGCAAUUGACUCCCGAAUACGGUCUUUACACCUCCUUUGUCGGUUUCAUUCUCUACUGGGCCUUUGCGACCUCAAAGGACAUCACAAUCGGAACCGUCGCCGUCAUGUCCCAACUUGUCGGUAACAUCGUGCUCCGCGUCAAGGACUCCCACCCGCAAUACGACGGCCCUCAAAUCGCCCAAGCCCUGGCCGUCAUCUCCGGCGCCGUCCUCCUGUUCAUUGGUCUCGUCCGCCUGGGAUGGAUCGUCGAGUUCAUCCCGCUCGUGGCCAUCACCUCCUUCAUGACUGGUGCCGCCAUCAGCAUCGCCGCGGGUCAAGUCCCCGCCCUCCUCGGUCUGCAGGGCGUCAACACGCGCAAUCCGACGUACGAGGUCAUUAUCGAUUUCUUGAAGGCGCUGCCCACUGCCAGGCUCGACGCCGCGAUGGGUCUCACGGCCUUGUUCUUGCUGUACUCUAUCCGCUCGUUCUGCAACUUCAUGUCGAACAAGCAGCCCCACCGCAAGAAGUUCUGGUUCUUCAUGUCGACACUCCGCAUGGCGUUUGUCAUUCUCCUAUACGUCCUCAUCAGCUGGCUCGUCAACCGUCACGUCAACUGGGACGCCAAGAAGGCCAAGUUCAAGAUUUUGGGCAAGGUCCCCAGUGGUUUCCAGCACACCGGCGCUCCUAAGAUUGACACGGAGCUCCUUGGUGCCGUGGCCCCUGAUUUGCCAGUCACCAUCAUCGUCCUCAUCAUCGAGCACAUUGCCAUUUCCAAGUCCUUCGGAAGAGUCAACAACUACGUCAUCAACCCCUCGCAGGAGCUCGUCGCGGUCGGCUUCACGAACCUCUUCGGACCCUUCCUCGGCGCCUACCCGGCCACCGGAUCCUUCUCCCGUACCGCCAUCAAGUCCAAGGCCGGUGUUCGCACACCCCUUGCCGGUAUAUUCACUGCCGUUAUCGUUCUCCUGGCCCUGUACGCCCUGACCUCCGUCUUCUUCUAUAUCCCCAUGGCCACCCUCGCCGGUCUCAUUAUCCACGCCGUCGGUGACCUCAUCACGCCGCCUAAGGUGGUGUACCAGUUCUGGGAGGUGUCGCCCCUUGAGGUCUUCAUCUUCUUCGCUGGCGUUCUCCUCACCAUCUUCACCAACAUUGAGAACGGCAUCUAUCUGACCAUGUGCGCAUCUGCCGCCCUCCUGCUGGUGCGUCUCGCGAAGGCCAAGGGUCACUUCCUUGGACGCGUCAAGGUCUACCGUGCCACGAAAGACACCGCCGGCAAGGGCGUUCCCUUCAACGAGAGGGGCGAGGCUAUCGAUGUUCCUGCCCGCGAGAGCUACAUCCCUCUCGAGAAGGAUGACGGCUCGAACCCCAACAUCGACGUUCAGACCCCGUACCCCGGUGUCUUUGUUUACCGGUUCGGCGAGGGCUUCAACUACACCAACCAGGCUCACUACAUGGAUGCCCUGGUCGCCUAUGUGCAGAAGCACGCAAGACGGACAAUUCUCGAUCGCUACGAGAAGCUCGGCGACCGUCCCUGGAACGACCCCGGUCCGCGCCGCGGCGCCAAGAUCGACCUCGACGAUACCCGCCCUAUCGUCCGCGCAAUCAUCCUAGACUGCUCUGCUGUUAACAACAUCGACGUGACCUCAAUCCAAGGCCUCAUCGAUGUCCGCAACGCUCUAGACCACUACGCCGAGCCCGAGGUCGUCGAAUGGCACUUCGCCAACGUCAACAACCGCUGGACCCGCCGCGCCCUCGCUGCCGCCGGCUUCGGAUUCCCCUCCGUCAAGGAUGAGGGCAACUUUGGAAGGUGGAAGCCCAUCUACAGCUUCGCACCCGUGGACUCUGGAUCAGGUCACGAGCCCCGGGUCACCUCGCAGCGCAGCCGCGACGAAGAGGAAGAGGACGUCAUCUCUCCCACGAGCAAGGGUCACGAUGGUGCUGCGAGGGUUGUGGGACGUGGUGAUGGCAAGCUUGCUGCUGUGCAGGGUAUGAAUCGGCCAUUCUUCCACAUUGAUGUUGCUGCGGCUGUGGAGAGUGCGAUUCUGAAUGCGGAGAGCAAGAGUGAUGGGCAGAGAUCGUCGGCUGAGUCGGUCCUUAAGAGCGGUUAG
Molecule: messenger RNA, 2415 nt
Organism: Colletotrichum tamarilloi
Lineage: Eukaryota; Fungi; Ascomycota; Sordariomycetes; Glomerellales; Glomerellaceae
Product: sulfate permease
Exons: 3
Coding region: 1-2415 (804 amino acids)
Biological process (GO): transmembrane transport
Cellular component (GO): plasma membrane
Molecular function (GO): secondary active sulfate transmembrane transporter activity
Source: RefSeq, a predicted model, not a curated record